AUGGCCACGCUAGAGACACUGCCCAUUCUCAGUGACCCAACCUACCCCAACCCGGAGAAAUUCCACGGUUUUGCUCCCCGGCCAUCCCAAACCAUCUCCAAGAGCACCAUGGGGAGUGUGGGCAGCGGAGUGGCCAAUGACCAGGAGUUCGCCAUGAAGAGCGUGGGGACCCGGACGCAGAGCAGUGGUCGGCAGAUGGAGGGGUCUCGCAACGGGUACUCCACACGGGAGAUCUCCAACCGCUACUCCGGCGAGGAGAAGACAUACAAGACGGAGAAAGUCUCCAAUUCUCUCUACAUCAACGGCGACCUGCGCAAGAGCGAGAAGGUGAAGAUGGACAUCUGUGGGAACGUGACCACCAACAAUGAGAAGAACUUGCCGCCUCCUCCCCAGUACCGAGAGCCCAGUAACCCACCAAAGAUAUUGCCAAUCUCCGGCAAACUAGACCAGAGCAAUGAGCCCUUAGUUAGACCCUCAGCCUUUAAACCAGUAGUUCCUAAAAACUUCCAUUCCAUGCAGAACCUCUGCCCACCGCAGAGCAACGGGAUGACAGAGAACAGAAAGAGCUUGAACCAUGCCAACAGCAAUAGCCCGUCCGCACCCAAAAGUGGACUCGACAAGAGCAGCCUUAACAGGACUACAAACCAAGGGGGAGGCCUGUCGGAUUCAGGCCGUAACUCGUUAACAAGCCUGCCCACCUACGGGACAGGCUACAGCCAGCACGUGGGCCCGAUGAGCGCCUCCACAAGCCACAUCAACCGCAUUGGGACCACCUACGUGGAGAAAAACAUUGUGGGAUACAACGGGAUAUCUACCUCAGACAGCGGGCGGUCCUCCAGCAAGAGCACCUCUUCCUUCAACAGACUGAACCAUCUCAACGAAACAAUGCCUUUCCACUCGCCUUCAACGGAUGACAUCAUCCAAGACCUGGAAGACAGGCUGUGGGAGAAAGAGCAGGAGGUCCUCCAGAUGCGAAGGAACUUGGACAAAAGCGAGGCAGCCAUCUUCCAAGUGUUUGAGGAGAAGCAGAAGAUCUGGGAGAGGGAAAUGGAGGACUUGAGGCAAAACUAUGCCAACAAAUUGCAGCAGGUCUCCAAAAAGGCGCAGCGGGCUCAGCAGGCUUUGCAGCUUCAAAUUUUCAAGCUCCAGCAGGAGAAAAAAAAACUCCAAGAUGAUAUGGGACAACUCCUCCAGCAACGAGAGGAGCUGGAGAAGAAAUUUGUGGCUUUCAAGAAGGAGCAGGCUGAGUUUCUCCCAAAGAUUGAAGAGACCAAGUGGGAGGUGUGCCAGAAGGCAGGUGAGAUCUCCCUGCUCAAGCAGCAGCUGAAGGACUCCCAAGCAGAUGUCUCCCAGAAGCUGAAUGAGAUUGUGGGACUGCGCACACAGCUCAAGGAAGGUAAGAACUUCCUACGGGAGAAAGAGGAGCAGAUCCUCACCCUGAAGGACUCCUACAGCUCCAAGAGUGUCAACCUGGAGAUCUGUGAGAGCGAGUUGCAGCGAAAGAUGAGCGAGGUCCAAGUGCUGAGGGAAAAGCUGAACCACUGUGAGCUAGAGGUCUCUGGCCUGAAGCGGACACUUGCCAGCAUGGGACCUCCGGGACCUUUUAAUGGGGACCUUGGUGAGAAGCUGCGGGACCCACUGGCCUGCGAGAGCGACGAAGCUAAGAUGCAGCGGCAGAGUGAGGACAGCGUCAACACGCUGCGGAAGGAGGUGGAGCGGCUCCAGACAGAGCUGAAACUGGAGCGGCAGCAGCGGGAACAGCAGGUGAUGGACUUCGAGGAGGAGCGGCGCACGUGGCAAGAGGAGAAGGAGAAAGUCAUCAAGUACCAGAAGCAGCUGCAGCUGAACUACGUGGAGAUGUACCAGAAGAACCAGCUCCUGGAGCACAAGGUGAACGAGAUGAACACGAAGGCCACCAGUCCCCCGCACACCGAGGAGAAGAAAACAUGGACUCCCUCGAGACUCGAGCGAAUAGAGUCCACCGAGAUCUGA
This is a messenger RNA of Acanthisitta chloris (rifleman), 1992 nucleotides long. It is a transcript of the gene LZTS3, whose product is annotated as leucine zipper putative tumor suppressor 3. Gene Ontology annotation, biological process: regulation of dendritic spine morphogenesis. Bases 1 to 1992 code for a protein of 663 amino acids. Gene Ontology annotation, cellular component: dendritic spine. The transcript has 3 exons. Lineage: Eukaryota; Metazoa; Chordata; Aves; Passeriformes; Acanthisittidae. The record is from RefSeq and is a predicted model, not a curated record.